AUGACGUUCGAUCCGAGCAUUUCCCUGACUCUGCAGCUUCUCCGCGAGGACCUCGAGGGCCUCGAGAAUCAACAGAAAGGGAAGCAGGUAGCAGGCUGUCACACCGAUCUGGAAGUUGCUAUCCAGUGCAUGCGAGAAGAUAUAAUCGCCACGCAGACGUCCAUCGAGGACGGGAAAUUGGCCAUCAGCACGAGUAGCGCUGUUGCCAGCGAUCAGAAUGUGCUCGCGGCUAUCAAACAGGAUGAAGAUCUCGCGGAGCAGGAUCGUCGAUAUGCCCUUGCUCUUGGUCUCGGGGAUGAAGAGCAGACCGGCACUAUCACCCAUGAUGAUGAUGAUGAUGAGGAUGAUCAUGUCCCGGAGCUUCGUGAUAUUGAUUCCGUACCGAAAGUCCAGAACGACGAUGCGGUGUCCGUUGUCAUGAGCGAUUUGAUGAGUCGAGUAACUAUAUCCGAUGAGUCCGCGUCAAACGGCGAAGGCUCAUCGCGAGCGAUGAUCUCAUCUCAGUCCCAAAUAUCCGAUAUUCAAAAGGAAUGCGUCUCGUGUCUCGAGAGAGUCCACACGAUCAUGUUCCGAGGAAGAUGCGGCCACGAGUUCUGUCGCGAUUGUGUGAGACAGAUGUUUCUCGGGGCGACCAAGGACGAAGAGCUGUAUCCGCCUCGGUGUUGCGGUGCGGUGGUGCCGCCCGGUGUUGCUUUACGGGUUCUGCACUAUGACGAGCUGCGGGCUUUCAGCGAACGGGCGAUGGAAUGGACCGCCAAAGACCGCCUAUACUGCGCGGACCCGACGUGUUCGAGAUUUAUCCCACCGUUUUCGAUUGAAGAUGAGCUGGGGACUUGUGAGAGCUGUAAGCAGCAGACGCAUUUGACGUGUCGUUCCCUGGCACAUCCCGGCAUUGACUGCCCGAUGGACGAGGCGCUUCACACCGUGUUGGAAAUGGCGGACAGUGAGAACUGGAGAAGAUGCUUUCAUUGCCAGACGAUGGUGGAGCUGCAGCAUGGCUGUAACCAUAUUACUUGUCGUUGUGGACGAGAAUUCUGUUACAUCUGCGGGCGAGUUUGGAGAACAUGCGAUUGCCCACUUUGGCACGAGAACCGGCUUAUAGAUAUGGCCAACCAGGGUGUCGAUGAGGAGCUUCCUCCCAACGCUAAUGAAUUGUCGCAUGAGGGCCUGUAA
Molecule: messenger RNA, 1173 nt
Organism: Aspergillus heteromorphus CBS 117.55
Lineage: Eukaryota; Fungi; Ascomycota; Eurotiomycetes; Eurotiales; Aspergillaceae
Product: BRcat and Rcat domain-containing protein
Exons: 3
Coding region: 1-1173 (390 amino acids)
Biological process (GO): ubiquitin-dependent protein catabolic process; positive regulation of proteasomal ubiquitin-dependent protein catabolic process; protein polyubiquitination
Cellular component (GO): cytoplasm; ubiquitin ligase complex
Molecular function (GO): ubiquitin protein ligase activity; ubiquitin conjugating enzyme binding; zinc ion binding
Source: RefSeq, a predicted model, not a curated record